UUUAAAUCUGAGAAAUUGCGAAAUUUAUUAGAUAUUCCAGCGAAUACAUGCUGCUAGCUAGCUACAGCUAUAUAUACUGCAGAACGUGAGGGCGCUCGACAACAUUAAGUGAAGCGGCGAGAUGAAUUACGUCGGGAGUAGAGUAGAUGUGCAAGAGACGGGUUUUCCUACUCAGCUCAAUGUCAGCGUGUGAUAUCAUAGUGACUGCAAAUGUCACCUUGAGUCUUGAGAGGGGGUUCAUCCCAACGGAAGGCACGUUUCACGGCCGUGGGUUAGAAUUGAGUCAAUGCAUAAUACUUUUUGGUUCCGUCGUGCUCAAAUUAGCUCCUGUAGUACCCCAUUAUAGCUCUGGCCACUGGUCAGUUCUCCGGAGAAGCCAAUGGACAAUAUUACCUUUGACCCGGCAGGCAGACGUGUCGAAAAGGAAAGUACACAACAUUCCGCCUUGUCAUUGAGAGACGGAGAAUUAUCGACCUGCUUGAUCUUGAGUUCAUUGGAGUGUUAUUCAACUUGAGAUAGGCUACACCGUGACAUGCUAGCUAAGUGGUGGAUGCUUGAUUUAGAGUUAGGAGUGUGUGGUCGCUGCUCGACAUCGUCAAGAUCGUUGUUGAAGGGUUCAGGGCAAGAUGAAU
This is a messenger RNA of Suillus fuscotomentosus, 632 nucleotides long. RefSeq lists its product as uncharacterized. The transcript is spliced from 3 exons. The coding region runs from base 147 to 455 and encodes 102 amino acids. The record is from RefSeq and is a predicted model, not a curated record. NCBI's taxonomy places the organism in Eukaryota, Fungi, Basidiomycota, Agaricomycetes, Boletales, Suillaceae.